This is a messenger RNA of Opisthocomus hoazin, 732 nucleotides long. It is a transcript of the gene SMPX, whose product is annotated as small muscle protein X-linked. The record is from RefSeq and is a predicted model, not a curated record. Gene Ontology annotation, cellular component: muscle tendon junction; M band; costamere. Lineage: Eukaryota; Metazoa; Chordata; Aves; Opisthocomiformes; Opisthocomidae.
CAGCCGAGUCCCACUCCAGCCUGGAGCAGCUCUCAGUGCCGUCCGGGCUGAAAGCAUCGGAGCUAUUUCAGACACAUUAAAAGGAUCGCAGUCAAUACCUCAGCUGGUCGAAGAAGGGAUAAGCCUCUGUCUUAAAAAUGUCAAAGCAGCCAGCGUCACAUGUCAAAGCCAUUCAGGCUAAUAUUAACAUCCCAAUGGGAGCAUUUCGACCUGGUGCAGGCCACCCUCAUAAAAGAAAAGAGCUUACACCUGAAGAAGUGGAAGAGAGUGCUCCUGCUUUGACAGAGGAGGAGAAAGACAAGAAACAUCUCCCAGGAGCUAAGAAACUUCCAGGUCCUGCUGUCAACUUGUCAGAGAUUCAGAACAUAAAGAGUGAGCUGAAAUUUGUCCCCAAAGCUGAACAGUAGCUGGAACAAACAGGUCUGACAAGAGAAACCGAAUGGAUUCCAAUGAAUGGAGAUAAUUUGAAAUAUUUUAUAUAUUUGUAUGAAGACUAUGAAUUUCCUAAUGCUGCAAUACUCCAUAGGAAGCAUCUUCUUUGUACAUUUAUAUCAACAAUUUCUUGUGGUCGAUUUUGUUUAACAUAAAAAAGUACUGCUGAAAUGAAACAGAACACAGCAACUAGCAAUGAAUGUGUAUAUAUUCAGCAAUGAUUUUCACCUGCGAAUGGGAAUAGCGUAGUUUGAAGAUUGAGCAAAAGUAUAAUAAAUACUUUUAAAAAAAUCAUUAUUU